CGGUUUCCUUCCCCAUCAGUCACGUGGGCCUUGUCCUGUCCCCGGAGCCUUGGGUCACAUGGCUCAUUGUGCCUGCAUUGCCAGGAGCCAGGAGCCAGGAGCAGAGCAGAGCGCCAACAUGAACUUGGGGGUCAGCAUGCUGAGGAUCCUCUUCCUCCUGGAUGUAGGAGGAGCUCAAGUGCUGGCAACAGGCAAGCCCCCUGGGACUGAAAUCGUUUCAGAUUUCAAGUAUGCCCUCAUCGGGACUGCUGUGGGCAUUGUCGUAUCUGCCAGCUUCCUGGCCCUGAAGAUCUGCAUGAUCAGGAGGCACUUAUUUGACAACGACUCUUCUGACCUGAAAAGCACACCUGGAGGCCUCAAUGACACCAUCCCGCUAAAGAAGAGAGCCCCAAGGCGAAACCACAAUUUCUCCGAAAGGAAAUCUUUUGGACUGGGCUGCCUUCUUCAUGUGUGAUGAAAGAUGAGCUGUAUUUCAGAACAAAGUGCUGUGUUGUCAUAAUUUGCCUGACUCCCAGGGCGUCUCUUAUGCAACUUGAUAACGAUGCUGUUCAUUAGCAGCCUUUGUUAACUGAUAACCAAGAGUGGUAAUGUGAUACUCAUAAGCAAUUUUCUGUGUGUAAGAUAAAAUAAACCAUCUUGUAUGGGAUCUGCUAAUUGAUCUGUUUCCUUUAGCAGCAUUUUAAUUAAGACAUCUGGUUUGUGAAUGGUAGAAACACUUGUGAACUGAAGGUGAAUGCUCCUGGACUCUCAGCCAUCAUUUUACCUUCUGUACACACAGCAAAACCUUGGUGCUCUCUCCCUGACCCUACCUCAUGACGUAUUUUCCUAACACCACCACUGCACUCUGGUUUUGUUUUAGCCCCACACAAGGUUUCCCAAGUGAAGAACAGAGAGAAUUAUGCUGAAGGCCAGUGUCCUCUCCUUGGGUCAUAAAGGCUGACAUCAUCUGGGAGGCCAAUGGGCAGGAGGCCCUGACACUGAGGUCUCCCUGGCUUACACUCCAAACCCAAGCUCGAUAUCUUCCUUCUAGAUGUCCUUCUAGUCCUAUUGGAAGCUCUCUGAAGCCCCCCUCGACAGCUCUUCUCCAUAAGAGCAGCUCCUGGGGACACAGGGUCCUAUGGGCAGUAGCUCUUGGAAGUGACUGAAAGGAGUCCUAACAAGCCAUUGGGUCUGCAGUGUAGCUUCUUGAGUCAGGGCCAUUCCAGCGUGGUUGCCUCACCCUGUGGUUUGACAGUAGGCUAGCAGAGGCCAGAGUCUGGGCUAAGCCCCAUCCUCCCAGCUUUGUAAGUUCUGGGACCCCAGGACACAUACAGCUUCCCCCACCACAGCCCACCACAGCAUGGAGAACAUCAGACCCAAAUGGAAGGGGACACAUGGUUCUCAGAUGUCAGGAGGAAGAGUCAUCCUGCACAGGGAAGCAGGUUGCACAUGGCUGCAGCCAGCCAGGAUCUAAUGAAGUGGCAGUGGUUUGAGGCCUCCAGGAUUCAGUACGGGAAGGAGGGGAAGGUGAGAUGGGAGAUGGUUAACUGGCAAGGUCAACAAAUUAAAAAUCAUCUAUAUAUGUAUCAGUCUAUAUAUAUUUGUAAAUUAAGCAUGUUUACAUUGAAUCUCUACAAAUUAAUACAUAAACAAUUAAAUAUGUGUAUG
This is a messenger RNA of Rhinopithecus roxellana (golden snub-nosed monkey), 1647 nucleotides long. RefSeq names its product transmembrane protein 273 (gene TMEM273). Bases 59 to 454 code for a protein of 131 amino acids. The record is from RefSeq and is a predicted model, not a curated record. The transcript has 6 exons. NCBI's taxonomy places the organism in Eukaryota, Metazoa, Chordata, Mammalia, Primates, Cercopithecidae.